Messenger RNA from Gadus macrocephalus (Pacific cod), 1891 nucleotides. RefSeq names its product piggyBac transposable element-derived protein 4-like. The transcript is spliced from 3 exons. NCBI's taxonomy places the organism in Eukaryota, Metazoa, Chordata, Actinopteri, Gadiformes, Gadidae. Bases 246 to 1724 code for a protein of 492 amino acids. The record is from RefSeq and is a predicted model, not a curated record.
CUCCCCCUCCCCCUCCCCCUCCCACUGCUCCCAAUCCUGUUGGCAAAGCGAAGAAAGGUCGUGCAUCCAGCAGAGCUCCGACUCCUAUUGGCAAAGCGAAGAAGAAAGGUCAUGCAUCAAGCAGAGGUUGCGGGGAUGACUGGCAUCAAGCUGGCUGGCAACCAAACAAUUUCCCCUUCACUGCAACCCCUGGACCCCGGAGGGCUGCUGCGGAGCUGGAUAGCGACCUGCCAGCUGACUUCCUGAUGCUCUUCCUGACGGACGAGCUGCUCCAAAAUAUUGUGGAUCAGACCAACCUAUACGCAAGUCAAUAUUUUGAAGCACACCCUGACAAUCUGCCAUAUAGCAGAGGACAUGCAUGGAAACCAGUGUCAGUCCCAGAAUUGAAAACUUUCUUUGGACUCAGUUUUCUCACUGGUUACAUCAAAAAGCCUAGCCUUGAAAUGUACUGGAGUGUUGAUGAGGUAGAUGCCACGCCCCAUUUCGGCAAGACUAUGCCAAGGAACAGAUUUCAGAUAAUAUGGAGGUUCCUUCAUUUCAACAAUAAUGCAUCACAGGAUGCAUCUGACAAAAUGUACAAAGUUCGCCGAGUGUUGGAUUACAUUGUGGAAAAGUUCAAGGAGAUGUAUCAACCAGGCCAAAACAUUUGCAUUGAUGAGGGUAUGAUGCAGUGGCGGGGGCGCCUGUCUUUCAGGGUGUAUAACCCACAAAAGCCUGUGAAGUAUGGAAUCAAAUCCUACAUACUGUGUGACUCUGCCACAGGGUACUGCUUCAAUAUGCGUCCUUAUGUUGGGGAAGCUAGUACUCUGCCAGAGAUAGUGUUCUCUCUCCUUGAUCGUCUACCAGGUCAUGGUUAUACAUUGUUCAUGGAUAACUUCGACAAUUCUGUAGCACUGUGUGAACGUUUACUGGGAGUGCAAACCAACGUCUGUGGAACACUGAGGAAACAUAGGGGGGAACCUCAGAUCAUCAGCGAGAUGACCAAGGCUGACUUGGGGGUGGGGGAAAAAGUUGUGCGGCACAAUGAGAGGGUGAUGGUAGUAGCAUGGCAGGACAAACGGUUGGUGAGGAUGGUGACUACCUGCCACCAAGAUAGCAUGCAGUGGGUUGAAGUGUGGAGGAGGGGAAACAGAGACAAGGUUGCUCAGCUCAAGCCAGAGUGUGUUGUUGCGUACAAUGCAUCCAUGAAUGGGGUAGACAAGUUGGACCAAAAUAUUGCAUACUAUCCCUUCAUCCGAAGAUCGCUGAACUGGUCAAAGAAGUUUGUAGCCUAUCUCUUCCAACUAUGCAUGUUUAACGCCUAUGUCCUCUACCGAGCCAGAAACCCAGAGGAGUGUAAAACCCUCUUGGAGUUCAUUCGCAGGGUAGUGAAGUCCUGGACAGUAAAGCGACAUGUGGGGGGGUGUGAGGAGGAGGAGGUGGAGGAGGAGGAAGUGGCAGGCGUGGGGGCUGAGGGGUCUGGGGACUUGGAGGAAGGCAGACGUACUCCGAGAGCACCAUAUAACACUGACCCAGAGAGCAGGCUAGACGGAGGGCUAAGCAGACACAAACUCAGACACCUGAUGCCCACCAGCAAGAAGGGGAGACCAGCAAGGAGGUGUAGGGUCUGUGCUCGCAGGGGUCUGCGCAGCGAGACAAAAAUGUGGUGUCAGUCCUGUCGUGUCCCCUUGCACGCAGGGGAGUGUUUUACAGCUUACCACACUAAGCUGAACUAUUUUGUGUAGGGGUGGACACACACACACACACACACACACCCACACACACACACACACACACACACACACACACACACACACACACACACACACACACACACACACACACACACACAGGAUUCGAUAUAGCUGCGACAACAUACAGAAAUACAUACCUGGAAAGAAUUGUACAACUG